AUGUCAAACAGUGGGCUUUGCCACACUAAAGUACGUUGUCGAGCGUUAAUCGAAAAUAAAAUUACUCAUAGUUGGCCGUGCCUGUCAAACUUCGGGUUGUACUACUGCCGUCAGUUUGACAAAAAGAAUGUCAACAUCAACCAAAUCAUAAGUCAGACGUGUCAAUUCCAGAUCACAGUUCCUACCAUGAUUUGUAACCCAUGUUCAGAAACAAACAAAAACAGCGACUCUGACGAUAUUACCAAAAGUCAAAAACCACAAGAACCCGUUUUUCUCAAUGUCUACGACAUGUAUAAACUGAAUGAAUACACUAGCAACAUUGGGUUCGGGGUAUUCCAUUCGGGAGUUGAAGUUUAUGGAAGAGAAUAUGGUUAUGGGGGCCACCACCACAAUUACAGUGGAGUUUUUGAUAUGGAACCCCGAAAUGAACAAAUUCUCGGCGACUUUUUUAACAUGAGAGGCCACCUACAAUUUAGACAGACCAUUCACAUAGGGUAUACAAGUUUCAUUUUGGAAGAAGUAGAGAUGAUAAAAAAUCGACUGGGAAGAAAAUUCCGAGGAAAUAAAUGCAACUUGAUUGGUAACAACUGCAACCACUUUUCUGGAGCCUUUACAAAAAUUCUGUGUAAGAAGAACAUCCCUGGAUGGGUCAACCGUUUAGCCAACGUUGGCAGUUUUAUCCCGUUCCUAAACAAAAUUCUGCCAACCGAUUGGGUCAACCCUAGCAUUUGGGCCCCCAUGUAA
This is a messenger RNA of Zophobas morio, 744 nucleotides long. RefSeq names its product deubiquitinase DESI2-like. Gene Ontology annotation, molecular function: deubiquitinase activity. The transcript has 2 exons. Bases 1 to 744 code for a protein of 247 amino acids. Gene Ontology annotation, biological process: protein deubiquitination. Lineage: Eukaryota; Metazoa; Arthropoda; Insecta; Coleoptera; Tenebrionidae. The record is from RefSeq and is a predicted model, not a curated record.